Hydatigera taeniaeformis is the source of this 205-nucleotide messenger RNA. NCBI's taxonomy places the organism in Eukaryota, Metazoa, Platyhelminthes, Cestoda, Cyclophyllidea, Taeniidae. The record is from the annotation of a GenBank genome assembly.
AAAGAAACGGAAGAUGCGGAGACUAUCCAACACUCAGUCCAACGCCGUCCUCAUCCCGGUGGCGUUGCUGGUCAUCAGAACCACCUUGCCCAACAGACACAGCAGCAGCGUCCAAGUAGUGUGGUCUACACAGGAGCUGUUGGAAAACUUUGGUCAAAUUCUGAGGGUAAGCAGACUUCCAUCCUACUUAUCUUUUAAAGUUUAA